This is a messenger RNA of Trypanosoma cruzi, 942 nucleotides long. Its product is annotated as cell differentiation protein, putative. The transcript has a single exon. Bases 1 to 942 code for a protein of 313 amino acids. Gene Ontology annotation, biological process: mRNA catabolic process; negative regulation of translation. Lineage: Eukaryota; Euglenozoa; Kinetoplastea; Trypanosomatida; Trypanosomatidae. Gene Ontology annotation, cellular component: CCR4-NOT complex; CCR4-NOT core complex; P-body. The record is from RefSeq and is a predicted model, not a curated record.
AUGCACCAGGGUGCACCGUAUAUGCAGUAUGCAAUUUACCCCUCACAGCAGCCGACGAUGAAGCCUUACCCUACAAUGGCCACUGUGUCUCCGGAGACGAGGAAUAUGCUCAACCUUCUUGAAAGCCUCUUUAAGCUGGAGUUGCGUGAGAAGGCAAUUUUAGAGCUGGCCAAACACAGAGAUUCCUUUCAAAAACUUGGACCGUUCUUGUGGUACAGUGUAGGCACUAUGGCUAUUUUGCUGCAAGAGAUCAUCUCUGUCUAUCCGCUUCUUCACUCCCCAGAGCUGCUUUCCAAGUCGACAACAAGCCGCGUGGGGAGUGUCCUUACACUUCUACAGAGCGUUGCGUACGAUGAUUCUACCCGUAAAUUAUUUUUGGAAGCCCAUAUUUGCCUCUUUCUAUAUCCAUUUCUUCGCGGGACGGGUAGCGGAACGGGGAAUGUGACGGAGGGCCUUCGUCUGACUUCACUUGGCGUCAUUGGUGCUCUUGUCAAGACGGACGACAACGAUGUGAUGCAGUAUCUUCUUAGCACGGAGAUAUUCCCUCUGUGCCUUAAAAUAAUGGAAUAUGGACUAGAGCUCUCACGGACUCUAGCCACCUUCAUUGUGCAGAAACUUUUGCUCUCAGAUCUCGGUCUGCAGUAUGUCUGUCAGACGCCAGAACGAUUUAAGGCCGUCGCGGCGGUUCUGCAGAACAUGGUGGGAUCGAAAGAAUGUACUGCGCGUCUUCUUCGGUACAUCAUUCGUUGUUAUUUGCGACUUUCCGAGAAUCCUCGUGCUUGCGAAGCACUUUCUCGGUGCCUACCAGAGGUGCUUCGCAAUGACACGUACAAGCAAGCACUUGAAGGCAAUCCCAAUAUAAAAAAGUGGCUGCUUCAACUUCUUGUAAAUAUUGGCGACGAGGGGGCGAAGAAAAUUCUAGAAGGUAACCUGAACGCUUAG